This is a messenger RNA of Populus nigra (black poplar), 886 nucleotides long. RefSeq names its product acireductone dioxygenase 2-like. Gene Ontology annotation, molecular function: acireductone dioxygenase [iron(II)-requiring] activity. NCBI's taxonomy places the organism in Eukaryota, Viridiplantae, Streptophyta, Magnoliopsida, Malpighiales, Salicaceae. Bases 135 to 737 code for a protein of 200 amino acids. The record is from RefSeq and is a predicted model, not a curated record. The transcript has 7 exons.
CCCCCCUUUUUUUAUUAUUAAUUUUUUUUUAUCAAAAUCAAUCACUUGCGUUUUAGCGUGGCCUCAAAGCGUCGGGUAACAAACAAACAGCCAAAACAGACGAGGGACAGAGAAAGAGAGCACAGAAAAGAAACAUGGUUGCACCGGAAAAGGAUCCCAGAGAAGAAGUCAUUCAAGCAUGGUACAUGGAUGAUAGUGAUGAAGAUCAGAGGCUGCCUCAUCACAGGGAGCCCAAGGAAUUUGUGUCUUUGGACCAACUUGCUGAGCUUGGUGUACUUAGUUGGAAGCUUGAUGCUGACAACCAUGAAACAGAUGCAGAGUUGAAGAAGAUACGUGAAGAGCGUGGAUAUUCCUAUGUGGACUUGAUUGAAGUUUGCCCAGAGAAACUGCCUAAUUAUGAGGAGAAGAUGAAGAGUUUUUUCGAAGAACAUCUUCACACUGACGAGGAGAUCCGCUACUGUUUGGGUGGAAGUGGUUAUUUUGAUGUCAGGGAUCAUAAUGACCACUGGAUUCGUGUUUGGGUGAAGAAAGGUGGAAUGAUCGUCUUACCUGCAGGAAUUUACCACCGUUUCACGUUGGACACAGAUAACUAUAUCAAGGCAAUGAGGCUGUUUGUGGGUGAUCCAGUUUGGACUCCUUUUAAUCGGCCACAUGAUCAUCUACCUGCAAGGAAAGAGUAUGUGCAAGCUUUUGUUAACAAGGACGACAGUGCUCGUGCUGUUGAUGCUGCUGCAUGAAAUCUACUUUGGCUGGUGUAAAUCAAACUGAAAUAUUAGCAUGAUCAUAUUUUUAAAAUAAAAUACCGUCUUGGAAAACAGAAUUUAAAACCUUCCUAACUGUGAUAACUAUAUCUAUGCGAGGCAUGUUACCCUUUGGUUAUGUAUAA